Cuscuta europaea is the source of this 2076-nucleotide messenger RNA. The record is from the annotation of a GenBank genome assembly. Lineage: Eukaryota; Viridiplantae; Streptophyta; Magnoliopsida; Solanales; Convolvulaceae.
AUUAAGGAAAUAAAUUUACCAUGGGGAAAAUGAGAACUUUUCAACGGGACAUCCAAAAAAGGAAAACAGGAACAUUCCAACUGGACGGAGGAGUACUUUUCAGAGAGUAAUAAUAUAAAAUAGCCCUGCAGCCAACGGAUUGUGAUCAUAUGUUAGUGACAUUGACCACACAAAGACAACAUGGGCUGUGAGGAUAAGGGUCAUAAAGGUCUAUGAAGUGGCAGCCCAUGUUAGAGGUGGAAGCACUUUAGAGAUGGUUUUUCACGACGAAAUGGGAAAUCGCAUCCAUGCAGUGGUCAAGAGGCCACAACUUGCAAUGUUCGUAUCCAAAACAAAGGAGGGUCAUGUCUAUGCGAUCAAGAACUUUAUUGUGAGAGACAACUACCAGCUGUAUAAAACAACUUCACAUCUGUAUCUACUGGAGUUCGUGACUAAAAUGAAAGUUUUUCAGCAGACACAUGAUUUCCCAAGCUUCCUCUACGACUUUCAACUUUUUGAUAUGCUGCAAGCCCAAAGACUACUGGAUGAUAAGCUUCUUAUAGAUGUUAUUGGGAAAGUCAUCAGUCGUUGUGCACCACAAAGCCAUGUCAUCAACAACAAAACAGAAAGGUUGAUGGAAGUCACGCUAGAGGACGCUGACGGGAAUAGGAUUGGUUGCACGUUGUGGAACAACUACAUAAAGCAAUUUAAUGACUAUGUGGAUAAUGCUCAGAAUGAGCAGAUUUUUAUGAUUGUCCAGCUAUGCAGACCAAAGCCCUAUAAAGGGAAUGUCGUGUCCACAUCCUUCGACGUCACAAAGCUGAUCAUUAACGGGGACAGGAUUGAGUUCGAAGAUUUCAAAAAUCUCUUCAAUGAGGAUGCUUAGGAAACCGCAACUUUAACAUUCCUUGGAACAUAGUCACGUGGAAGUAACUAUGACAUUUUGGGCGGACAUGUCACGCUGACCUCAGUGAGCGAUUUGCUGGAUAAAACCGACGAUAAAGCAACUUAAUCCCUAUUCACACUUUGAUUAGUUUUAGUAAAUAAAAUUAAUAUAUUCAGAAACUACAUUAAAACCACUACAAAGGCUGACAAAAAAAUGUAAAUUUGAUAAAAAUUUGAUUUAUAAAGUAAACGAUUAAAAAUGAUUUAAGUUGACCAUGCAAAUAGCGGACGGGAACCUUCUAAUGGGACGGAGGUGGUACUAAUUUAUAACAAGCUUGCUUAACGGUUUAGCGUUCUUUAUUAGUGACGGGUGGAUCGACAACCUAAUAAAAAAUUGUUUUAAACUUUCAAGAAGGAAUAUACUGGGUGUUGGCAGAUAUUGUUUCCAUUGAUAGCUUUCGUGAAGAAAAUAGGUUCAGAUGUGAAGCAUGCAACAUCAGUUUGACUGAAGGGGUUUUAAGAUACAAGGUCAGCGUCUGUGUUAUGGAUGAUAUCGGUCAUGCUUCAUUUACACUUUGGGACCGUGAGUGUACCGAUAUACUUGGUAAAUCAACAGCUAGAGCUGGGAAGAGAGGUGGUGCAGAAAAUCGGUGACCCAACCCACUAUACAGAAGAGAUAGAGGCAUUGAUAGAUAAAAAAGGGUUGUUCAAGGUCUUAGUGAAGAAGAAGCCAGAAACAUGUUCUUACCAAAGCCGUACUUCGUUUGGGGUGCUCUCAAUGAUCAGGGAUCCAGCUAUUCUAGCGAUGUACAAGAAACAAGUUGAAACAGAAGAAGUUGCUGAGGGACAAGAUAAGGAGAUGAGUGGUUCAGUGAACAAUGUAGAGCAAUGUGCAACAAACCAGGAACUUGGAGGAACAUCACAGGACAAGGUAUCCCCGUCUCCAUGGUGAAUGUAAAGGGCCUUGCCCGUUUGAAGAAACAGGACCCGAAGGGGUCGGGACAGGGCAUCCAGAAGCCCGCCACCGCCCUCUUUAAGAAAGCCGAGGGCGAUGCCGCUGCCGGCAAGAGGAAGGCAGUGACCAAGGGGUCCCCCCCGGCUACCAAAAAGCCGAAAAAGGGGGAUGUCGCCGAGAAGGAGCCCUCGGUCAUUAUCGCUGAUGAGCCCCCCGCCUCCGGGGUGCAGGUGGAGAAGCUGCCGGGUGGAACGCCG